AUGUUCAAUAUCAAGGACGUCCUGGCCUGCGUGGCUGCUAUUGUCAUGAUUGCAGCGCUUGCUGUUGACCCGUUCAUGCAGCAAAUCAUCGACUAUCACCUACGGUCCGUUCCCAUUGCAGAGAUUACUGGCGCAACAACUCCAUCCACACAGAUGUAUGACUCUGGCACUCUGAUGGAUGCCACACGGGCCAAAUCAAUAUUUGCUGGCGUAGACAUGCAGUCAGCAAUCGUGAAUGGGAUAUUGGGCAUCUCUCUGACUCCAACCUUCCACUGCUCCACGGGUAACUGCACAUGGCCGGAUAUUACAAAACUGGGGGUUUGCGCCAGCUGCACAAAUGUGACAACUGAGACCGGCAAGUCCUGCGGCAGCCGAGAUCCGUCUUCAUCCACACAGACGUGCCAGUACACAACGCCCGCCAACAUCAACAUCACCGCCACGAACGGCCUGGGCGCCAACGGCACCUAUACCUACCUCAACACAAGCGUCGACACCGUCUUCACGGAGGACAAUCAGCCGCUGCUGCGCUUCGGCAUACUCAGAUCCCCACCCACCGAAAACGCCGACACAGACGGCGUAUUUCCGCCCGACAUCUCCGAAUGCACCUUCGAAUGGUGCGCGCAGAAGACGACCGGCUUCCGCGUCAACAGCGGCGUCUUGCAGCCAGGCAACACCACAAGCACGCCCAUCAAGAUCGCCUUCACCAACGGCCAAUGGACGCCGCACACCCUGAACGGCCGCACCUACGUCGAGCUGGACAUCGCCCCGGACGCGCCCUGGGACGGCGGCAGCAGCAGCAGCAGCCGGGCCUUCUACGUGCACAGCGCCGACUACAGCAGCACGCGGCAGCUGCUCGUCAACCUGCUCGUCACGCAGCUGGCCUCGUUCAACGCCGACGCGAGCGGCUUCCAGGUGGCGCCGGUGCUGCUCUUCGCAGGCGGGGACCUGUCGCGGACGAUGGGCGCCGUCGCGGCCAGCAUGACGGACCUGGUGCAGCGCUGCGACAACGGCUCCGCCGUCCGCGGCCAGGCCUUCCGCGACGAGGCGUUCGUGCGCGUGCGCUGGCCGUGGCUGGUCCUGCCCGCCGUGCUGGUGCUCGUCGCCGCCGCCCUGCUGCAGGCGGCCGUCGUCGUGAAUCGUCGUCGGGGAAGCGCGCUGUGGAAGUCGUCGGUGCUGCCGUUGUUGUUUCACGGGUUCGAGCGGCCGCUGGAUGCGCCGCUGGGCGAGAGGCUUUCGAGGGUGGAGGCGAGGGCGUGGGGGAUGGAGACGAGUUUGCGGGAAUCGAGUGAAGGGGCGUCAAGGUUUGUCAUUCACUAA
Molecule: messenger RNA, 1317 nt
Organism: Lasiodiplodia theobromae
Lineage: Eukaryota; Fungi; Ascomycota; Dothideomycetes; Botryosphaeriales; Botryosphaeriaceae
Exons: 2
Coding region: 1-1317 (438 amino acids)
Source: RefSeq, a predicted model, not a curated record